Molecule: messenger RNA, 1971 nt
Organism: Colletotrichum gloeosporioides
Lineage: Eukaryota; Fungi; Ascomycota; Sordariomycetes; Glomerellales; Glomerellaceae
Product: Heterokaryon incompatibility protein 6
Exons: 1
Coding region: 1-1971 (656 amino acids)
Source: RefSeq, a predicted model, not a curated record
AUGGUCAUCUAUCCUCCUCUCGACGCGGCCAAACACGAGAUCAGGCUCGUCAGGCUUCUUCGGCCCCUGGCUGAGCACGCCAAAUCACCCGUACGUGAUAUCGCACUCGAGCUCCGGACCGUGUCGCUGGACGACGGCGUCUCUUACGCGGCUCUAUCAUAUGUCUGGGGGAACCCGGCAGACACUGAGAAGAUCAAGAUUAACGGGUGUCCGUCCGUCGUGACCCGGAGUCUACACAACGCGCUAGAGCAGUUCCAUAAGAAGGAUUUUCGGUCGUGGCUUUGGAUCGACGCCAUGUGUAUUGAACAGUCUAACCUAGCCGAGAAAAACCACCAGGUUAAGAUGAUGGGUGACAUCUACAGCGGUGCCGAGGUAGUUUAUAUGUGGCUUGGUCUCGGCACUGAAGACACUGAUGUGGUGAUGGACCUGGUCUCCAGGUUCGGACCUGGGCUCCACGCUGGCGGCGCUCUGGACUUGGGAGUGAAAUGGGGUGCAAUCUCUCGCCUGGUGCAGGAGAUCAGUGCGGCUUUCCCCGAAGACGACGACUACGACGAACAGGGCUAUGAAGACGUCCCAGAGGGCUGGGGCCUGGGUGUGGCUGUCUACGGUCUCCGCCGAAAGGUUUACAAGACCCAGGGGCCUAUCUGCCGUGGGCUUGAAGGUAUCCUGACCAGAAGCUACUGGUCCCGGAUCUGGAUCAUCCAGGAGGUCGUCCUGGCGCCGAGGGCAGUCGUUAUGGUUGGCACCAGGUCGGCCCCGGUCGAACUGUUCGACGCCACGCUGUUCACGAUGGAUCGCACGGCGAUUGUAUCAUCCCUCGGCCUGGGCGGCACAGCCUGCCUCGUCUUAUCCUUGGGCACGCGUCGCACCUGCGGCCGGGAGGACUUUGCGCGACCCCGACUACAGGACCUGCUUUGGGAGAGGAGGGUGGCGUCUGGCCGGCCCCAUUACGCCGCGUCCGACCCGCGGGACCUCGUGUUCGGAAUUCUUGGCUUGUUGAGCGAGGAGGAGAAGCGGGUCCUGCGCGCCGACUACGCCCAGUCGUACGUCGACGUCUUUGCGCAGGCGACCAGGACCAUGCUCCGUACGGGAGAGAAGGGGCGCGGCGACUUCCUGUUCUGCCUGGCCGACCUUCCACCGGGCAACCCGGACGGGCCGUUGCCCACCUGGGUUCCCGACUGGAGGGAGGUCGGGGCCCGCGGCAUCAGAACGUGGGGCGUCAACGAUGCGCGAAAGUUCCGCGCCGCCCGGGACAGGCCCCAACCGAGCCGAGAGCCAGGCGAUUACCUCGACGUUUCACGAAUCCUUCGCCGGCGGGGAUGCCUGGUCGACAAGAUCACUGACGUUAUGGAAGCGCCAGAGUGGAUUGGCGUAGAUAGUUAUGAGCCGCCCCGCCAGCCAGACGUAGACCAAUGGUUCCGGGCGAUCGCCGCCUUCGUUAGGCUGGGACCAGACUCCGGGCCGGCCGAGAGCUACGUCUGGAGGACUGUAUCGAACGGUAAAGGCCACGAACUUAUCCAUACUCUGCCUUGUGACUGCAGAUUAGCCGAAACCGAGGGAGCGGCCGCGCUGUUUCGCAAGAUCGUCCGCGUAGAGAGCAUAGACCAUGAAAGCUUGACAGCAGAACAGAUCGCAUAUAUUCGCAGGGAUAUAAAUCUUUUCCUUGAACACGGCGGGCCUUCAGAAAGCCAGGACGUGGAGCAGAUCGCGCGUCGAUGGCGACAACGUGUGGGCAACAUGAAUAGGCGCCGGACGCUAUUCAAGACGGCAAAGGGCAUGUUCGGACUUUGUCAUGUAGGUGCUGCGAUUGGUGAUGUGGUUACCCUUGUAUGGGGCGUGGAGUCGCCGAUUAUCUUGCGUCCGCGGGAUGAAAGGAGUUUCUACUUUCGAGGGGAUGCGUAUGUUGACGGCAUAAUGCAAGGGGAGUUUCUCGACACCAAACCCCGAGAGACGGAAUUCGUCAUACAUUGA